Messenger RNA from Alternaria ethzedia, 903 nucleotides. RefSeq lists its product as uncharacterized. The record is from RefSeq and is a predicted model, not a curated record. NCBI's taxonomy places the organism in Eukaryota, Fungi, Ascomycota, Dothideomycetes, Pleosporales, Pleosporaceae. The coding region runs from base 1 to 903 and encodes 300 amino acids. The transcript has a single exon.
AUGCCUCUCUACACAACCAAAUCAGCCUUCCUCGCUUCGGACAUGAAGGCAUGUCCUAUGCCGCCCUCCGACCCCUCCUGUCCUAUCUGCCGCGAAGAUCUUCAGCCUCAGGAGCCAGAAGCCUUAUCCGCGGGCCCUUCAGGCGAAGUCGCACAGAACGGCGCCACUGUCACUGCCAGCUCCGCCGAAGACAACGACCCCAUCGCCGCCAACAGCGCACCCGCUGAACCAAACGAAGAUCACUCCCCCGUCAAGGUCACCUGCUGCAACAACAUAUUCGGCCGCAGCUGUCUAGAAGCCUGGCUCACUAGAGGAAACAGCUGUCCAUUCUGUCGCGCCGAGUUUUUCCCAUCGCGGACUGUACCAACGGAAAUGACAUUCGAAUGGUUUGCUCAACUCAUUGAAAGAGCAGAAGCUCGAACUGACGCGAGGUUGGAGGCAGCGAGAGCUCGAUUCACAGAGGGCAUGGGGGCGGCGCAUGCUCGAUUCACAGAGGACAUGGUAGCUCGAUACAUACAGCGCAUGGAGGCUGCGGCAAGUGGCAUUACAGGCAUACGUAGAAGGGACCUGCGUACGCUUGAGGCUCUGCAGCAGGCGGGUCCGGAUGUGGGAUUGCCGACCCGGGAUGACGCUGAGGAUGAGUCUGAGUUGUCCUCUGAGUACGAGUCGGAGGAUGAAUCUGAUUCAAUGCCCGAGCUAGAGCCGUUGGAUGAAAUGGAAGGGUACCACUCGGAGUCUGAGUCUGUUCUCAGCGAAGAUGAGGAUGACGAGUCUGAGUUUGAGGAUGAAGAUGAAGAUAGCGGUGAUGAGGAUGAAGGGGGCGAUGGACCCCCGCAGGGACCUGGAUCUGGAGGCGCGGUUUGUGUUGAGUGCGCUCAUACAGGUGCUUCAGUGCGAGCCUAG